Dictyostelium purpureum is the source of this 1806-nucleotide messenger RNA. RefSeq lists its product as uncharacterized. NCBI's taxonomy places the organism in Eukaryota, Evosea, Eumycetozoa, Dictyosteliales, Dictyosteliaceae. The transcript has a single exon. The record is from RefSeq and is a predicted model, not a curated record. The coding region runs from base 1 to 1806 and encodes 601 amino acids.
AUGGAUAACAAUAAUAAUAAAAAUAAUCAUAAAAGAAAUAUUAAACUUCUUUAUGAUAAUGUAAAUAAUAACAAUAACAAUAACAAUAAUAAUGAUAAUAAUAACAAUAGUAAUAGUAUAGAUAAUAACAACAAUAAUAAUGAAAAAGAAGAAAUGAGAAAAAAAUUAAAAAUUUCAAUAGAUACCGCCAUAGAAAAUAUUGAAGUCAAAGAAGCCAUCUCACAAUUCAGACAGAUAACAGAGUCUGAAUUAAGAAAGCUUUGCGAUACUGGUCUUGAUUUAAAAACCGCUGUAAAUAAACUUGUUCAUAAAAUUCAAUUUCCAGAUGAUUCAAAUCCGCUACAUUCCUCCAAUAUUAAUAUAUUGACCUCAUAUAAUAACAAUGUUAAUAAUAACAAUAAUGAAAACACUAAUGGUUUCGAAUCUCAAUCCGAUAAAGAACAAAUCAAAAUCAUUAUGGAAUAUAAAGGUGUCUCAGAAGAGGAGGCUAAAAAAGUAUUAACAUUGAAAAAAGAAAUUGUUAAUUUAAGAAAAAAUGGUCACAAUCAACAAAGUACAAUUAAUGAAUUAUCUAGAAGGAUUACCCUUGCCAGUUUAAAUUGUGUCAAUAAUAAUAAUAGGAGUAAUGAUAAUAAUGAUAAAAAUAAUAAUGAUAACAAAAACAACAAUAAUAUACAGUUAAUUAAUAGCGAAAAUAUAAAUAAUAUUAGUAAUUUAAAAUUGAAUAGCGAAAUAAAUAAUAAUAAUAGUAUAGGUAAUAAUAGUAAUAGAGAAAACAAUAAUAGGUUAAAAAGACAUUUUGAUGACUCAGAUCCAUUUUUCACAGGUAAUAGUUUAUCAAGCCAAAAUGAUAAAAAGAGAAGAAUAUAUAGAUUUUCAAAAAGAAAACAACGUUAUAAUAAUAAAACCGAUAGUAAUAGUGAUGAUGAAAUAGAUUCAACCAUCAAUAAAGAUGAUUCAGCCGAAUUGGAUGAAGAUUCAACCGAAUUGGAUGAAGACUCAACCGAGUUGGAUAAAAGUAACGAUAAUAACAAAAAUAAUAACAACAAUAAUAAUAUUACCAAAUUAAAUAGUAGAAGUUUCAAUAUAAGAUAUUUUAGUUCAUUUACAGAUGAUGAAUCAGAAGAUGAAGCUUUUGAUAAGAGUAAUCAAAAAGAUAACAACGAUUUAUUAGUGUUCAAAACAAUCGAAAAUGGCGAUAAUGAAAUAGAAAAUGAUAGCCCCAAUCACUUUAUAAACGAUAAUGAAGAUAGUGAUAGCUUUGAUGCAUCAUCAGAAUAUGGAGAUCAAGAGGUCACAAGAUUACCAACUACCACCACAACAACUACCACCACAACAUCGAUAGGUUUGAAUAGUCACUACCAUUCACUUUUUAGCGAAAACGAAGAAGAGGAUGACGAUGAUGAAAGUCAAGAAAUUGAUAUUGGCAAUAACAAUUUUCAAGUUACCAGAAAUAGAUAUAAAUAUUUUGAUGAUCAUUUUAUAGUUGAAAAUCAAGAAAAAAUAGAACAAAGCAGUUUCGAAGGCGAAGACUAUGAAGAAGACAACGAAGAAGACAACGAAGAAAGCGAUGACCAUUCUGUUUUCCAACCAAAAAGAAAUAGCGACUCGUUACCAUUCGAAACAUUUGGUAAUAGAUAUGAAAAAAAUUUCAAUAUUAAACUUAAGUCUUUUUCAAAUCAUUCAAAAAAGAAUACAACCCAAACCAUUCCCUCCUCUACCCCCUCUUCAUCAAACAAUACAUCGACAACAAGUACAACCUCAACAAAUAGUCAAUUUAGAAGAUUCAGAUUUGAAACCGUUUAA